UGGCGUUGGUCCGGCUGCAGUCUCUCUCUCUCACUCCGUGUGUGUGUGUGCGCGCGAGAGGUGACUGCGCUGUCGACUUCCAGCUCCCAGCAAGACCUUCUAUCGACCCCCACCCACCCACCCCCCCUCGGCCCGAACACCCACCCCCCAGCACCUCCACCGCCCUUGGAGGCUGGGGAGCUGAGGGAAGAGGUGAUCGGAGCUCGCGGGAAGCACCGAGAAACGCCGCUGGUUGGCGGGGAGAGGGCGGCCAUGACAGUGCGGCCUCCCUUCUCCCCCGCCCUCCUCCUCCUCCUGUUGUGGGCGGCGGGGAGCCACGCCAGCUGCUUCACGGGGACGGCCAAUGAGUGCCGGAAAGCCCACCCGGUGCCCGGCGCCGACCUGGCCGGGGAGGGCUACGACGUGGUGAGGCUGCGCCGGAUGGGGGCCUUCGCGGUCGACGUCCAGAGCUGGCGGCGCCGGGACGGCACCUGCACCCUGUGCCGCAACUCCCAGAUGGAGGGGGCGCUGCAGCGCCUGCCCCGGCAGGUGACCGACUGGCGGGCGCGGCCGGCGUGCCAGCGGCACCUCAGCAGCCAGCUCUACGAGUCGGUGGGCGAGCUGGAGGACGCCGGCGCCUCGGUGGUGGACAAGUCCUGGAGCGCCGGCCUGGACGUCAACCUGAAGCCGGAGACGGGCGCCAAGCUGAGGGUGGCGGGCACCCAAUCCAAGAUGGCGGAGUUCGCCCGGCGCCGGAGCUCCUCGGACCGCUACAGCUUCACCGCCCACACCUUCCAGUGCCAGCUGUACGAGUACCGGCUGGUGCACCGGCCCCGGCCCUCCGCCCAGUUCCUGCGGCUGGCCCGCAGCCUCCCGCGGCGCCCAGGACCCUCCGCCCGCUUCUUCUACCAGCGCUUCCUGCGCACCUACGGCACCCACUACAUCAGCGGGGUGCGGCUGGGGGGCCGGCUCCAUGACGUCACCGCCCUCCGGACCUGCCAGGUGGCGACGGAGAGUCAGACCGUGGAGGAGGUCAAGGACUGCCUGGACAUCGAGGCCGAGGCGAAGAUGGGCACCAAGGUGCAGGCAGACGCCAAGUACCACGCCUGCCAGGAGGCCCGUGCCAAGCUGUCGGGCCGGCGGAGCUUCAGUCAGGAGUACAGCGACCGGCAGGUGGAGGUGACCGGGGGCCCCAUCGGAGCGGCGGCCGCCGACCUGCUCCUCUCGCCCGGCCAGGCCUCCGACUUCGGGGCCUGGCUCUCGGGCCUGGCCUCCCAGCCGGGGGUGGUCUACCACGUGCUGGAGCCGCUGCACCACCUGCUGCCGGGGGGGCCGGCCGAGCCCCGGCGCCGCCUGCUGCGCCGGGAGCUGGAGGCCUACCUCCGGGGCCACGCCCAGGCCGGGGAGGGCCGCAACUGCUCGGGCCUGUGCCGCCGGGGCUCGGUGCCCGACCCCCGGCAGCCGUGCGCCUGCCGCUGCCGCCAGAGCCAGGAGGUGGACGGGCUGUGCUGCCCGCGGGGGAAGGGCUGGGGCCUACUGGAGGUGACGGUGACCCGAGGCCGGGACCUGUGGGGCGACUACGCGGGCGGCACCGAUGCCUACGUGCGGGCCCGCUACCGCCCGGCGAUGGGCCCCGAGCUGGUGGCCACCACCUCGGUGGUGCCCAACAACAACAACCCGGAGUGGGGGGUGAGCCUGCAGCUGGGGGAGGUGCAGCUGGGGCCCAAGGAGCAGGAGGGGGGCCCGGGCCUGACGGUGGAGUGCUGGGACCAGGACCACGGCUACGACGACGACCUGCUGGGCUCCUGCCAGCCCCGGCCGCUGGCGGCGGGCCGGCACCCCCACGUCUGCUACUUCAGCUACGGCAGCCUCUCCUUCGAGGUGAGCCUGAGCUGUGGGCCCCACCUGGGGGGCAGCCGCUGCCGCCAGUACGUGCCCCAGCCCCCUCCCUCCGGGCUGGGGUCCGGGGACGGGGCGGGGAGGCCGAGGCUCUGAACUGCCGCCAACUCCCCUCCAGGAGGCCGUCCGAGCCCAGAGGGUGGGCCUCAGCUCCGAACUACCACACCCUCCCCUCCCCCGAGGGUAGGCC
Molecule: messenger RNA, 2068 nt
Organism: Hemiscyllium ocellatum (epaulette shark)
Lineage: Eukaryota; Metazoa; Chordata; Chondrichthyes; Orectolobiformes; Hemiscylliidae
Product: perforin-1-like
Exons: 3
Coding region: 253-1974 (573 amino acids)
Source: RefSeq, a predicted model, not a curated record